GUGCACUGUGUAUGUUUAAGAAGUAUACAAAUAUUUAUUUCAAUCAAAAAAUAUAAUCAAAUAAUGUUUUAUUCCAAAAGUGUUUAAAUUUAAUCAAUGAUUAUUAUAAAAAAUGGUGUGAAAAAUGAAAUAUGGUCUCACAAACAUUGGAGAUAUUACGGCAAGGUGUUUGGGCAUCGUUGACAGGAGGAUGGUUUUUUGACCCACACCAAGAUGUUUAUUGCAAUACAUUUCAUUUAUACCUUUGGUUAUUUCUGUUAUGUUUUCCAUUUACUAUAUAUUUAUAUUGCCCACCAGAAGAAUUUGUAUGGUACAUUUAUUGUUUCAUCGUGACGGUAGUGUUCGCAGUAAUAAAAUUAAUCAAUUUGGGCCUUCAUCAUAUGUACGAUACUACUGAAUGUAUACAAAUUGAUACUAUCGAUAAUCGUUCAGAAAGUGAAAGACGUCGAGCACCUCAACAUGAUUUCCAAUCUAGAAGGGAGGAUGAAGGAAUUGAAUUACAAGAAAUGUCUAGCAACAGGCGUUCCAAAUCACCAGCACCGGCCGGUUCUUACGGAUCAUUUACAGAAGGUGGAGCUGUGGGUGGAACAGAUAUUGAUUCUGUGGAAUCAAUAGACUAUCCUAGAUCAAAUGGGGAAAAUGGUGAUUUUAAGUUAGGCAUGUCAAUCGAUUUAACAGUCGAUGUACAUCGUAAAAAUUCCUCUGAGAGUAGUGAAGAAAUGUCUUUCCGUCCAGCGUUGGAAGCUUCGGGAACAAGUGCAACUGAAGCAACAACAUCCAGUCAAACAACACAUAAAAACUUAUCAGAAAUUCAAAAUAAAGGAGUGUCAGUAUGUGAAAAUCCUGGUCCGGCUGGUGAUGCUUCGACAAUUCAAAUUGGUACAAUAUCUGAGGAAUCAUCAAAACGAUAUCGUCCAAGAAUGAAUUGCAUUGUACAUCCUCGCAAAUGUCGUAAACUAGCACAUCAAGUCAGUGUUGAUUUACAAGAUCAAAAUGAUGUAGAAACAGUUGAUCUUCCUGUAACACGCAGACAUUCCAAUGUAACAAAUUGCAGUUUAGGAUGUCUUCCUGCAGUUGAUCAAAUUAAUAUAAAACCAACAGGGUCAUUAGAACUUGGUUACAUAGAUAAAAAUCCAAAUGCACAAAUCAAUGCAGAAGGUUUUAAUUAUUGGAAAAAUCACAACAGUGCCUGUAUGCGACGUAUACGAAGCACCGCACUCGAAACAAGUUGUCCACCACCAACAAAUUUAGUGCCACAUCCAAAUAGUUUAGAAGUCAUCGGGGCACAAAGUACAUCGUCGUAUAGAAAUCCUGCAUUACCGCCACCAAGUACAACGCUAGUACGCAAUCCACAUUUAAGUUUAUGUCCAUAUUUUAGUUAUGGAUCAGAAAUUGUUUAUCCAAUCGCUGAACAAUCGGACGAACAUCAAACAUCACAUGGUCCUGAUUCGGAUAUUGAAUCAGUUAUUCAUAAUUCUGAUAGUGAAUAUGAAGAUCAAAAUAAAUUUAGUCGUUAUACAAUAUUAGUUCGUUUGGACGGGUUAGAAUCGGAUGUAAAAGUUUUAGGUUUAAAUAAUCCAAAAAUUGAAGAUGUACGCAAAAGUGAUAAAUGUAUUAAAGAGCGUCGCAAAAAUCAUCACCGUUUAAAUAAAAACUCAGCACAUAAAUGUUCAAGUAAUAGUUAUAGUACAGGCGCAUUAGACAAUAAUAAAUAUUCAGUUUACUUUCAAAAGCAAUUUGAUUCGGAAGAGAAUGUUGAACGUACAAGUGCCACAUCCAAAGACGCUUUAUUAGAGAAUGAUAUAUCAAAUUCAAGUGCAACACCAGAAAUGCAUGAUGCACGCACCGAUUGUAAUGCCACUGAUAAUGAGAAUAGUGAACGAAAAUUAAGUGAAUGUUCAUUUUGUUCUGGCAGUGAUUCUAGUCUGAAUACAAUUGAUGAUAAAUGUGAUAAUUGUCGAACAAGAUCAAAACGUGAUGAUAAACUUAAAUUAAGUGAUAUUGGUGAUUGUGAGAAUGUACAAAAAGAAAAUGCGACAGCGAAUAGUGGGGGCGCAAUAAUUCGACGAGGUGUUAAACGUCGAAGUAAAAGUAAAAAACCAUUUACAGCCGUUGCUGCAUCACAAACUACAAGUAGCACUGAAGAGCAUACCGAUUCGUCUAGUGUAGUUGGUUUAAAUUCUUUGUUUCAAAUAUCCGAUAAUGAACAUGAUAUUAUUUCUGAAUCGAAGGAUUCACGGCAUAAAACCGACUUAGAUUCAAGCAGUUCAAGUACAACAAUUAGCAUCGAUGAAAAUGAAUUAGAUAAAUGGAUAUUAGAACAUAAAGAAUGUAGAAAAAUCCCCGCAAAUUUUUCAAAAUGGGUCACAUCAACAACAAACAACCAACCAAAUUCAUCAAAUGAUUUAGAAACAUCAAUACGAAAGUUGGGUGCAAUACCAAAACACACUCGUACGGUCACACAUCGACAAUCGUUACGUAAUCCAGAACACGAUCGUAAACCUCGUAUUGUUGGUACAUUAGUAAAAAGUGAGUCAGAACGUCGAUGUACAUUUCGUCGCCGAUAUUCAACCCGUGAAGAUCGUGAAGGUGAUAUAUUACGCCCAAAUACAACAUUAGAUUGGAAUAUAACAUCAGGAAAUAAUUCAAAGGAGAAUCGUCCAUUACGAAAUAAGCAAAUAGCAUCUGUUGAAGGUCUAGAAUGUCUUGUACAUACAAAAAAUGGUGGUGGAUCACAGCGAAAGCGUAAUUUAUCACGUACAAAUAGUAAGACAGUUUCUCGAACACGUCGUUUACGAACAAAUUGUUACGAAGCAUCGUCAAGUAGUAGUAAUAAUGAGCUAAGUUCAUUAUUACCAGCCCCAGCUACGCCAUUACUUGCAGCUUUUUUAGAAUCAAGACCACCAGUUGGUGGUCAAAUUCCACCAUGUAGAAAACAUUCCACUGACCGUCCAAAUUCACCACCACGAAAUUGUCGUUUAAAACGUGGGGCAGCUAUAAGUCGUAGAUCACGUGCCAAUUCGCAUAUUGCAUCGUCACAUAAUGAUACAUCCGAAGGAUCCCGGCAUUUUUUUCGUGAUGAAUAUGGUAAUUUUUGGACUUACACAUUUGAUGAACGUGGCACUGGUGUACCUGUGUAUGGACCAUUUGCUCCAAGUAGUACUGCUGGUAAAUUAGUGCAAACGAUAUUUCGUCAACAACAUUAUCAAAAUCAAUUAAUUGUAGAUAACGAUUGGAAUGAACCAACGGAGAUGGUUAGCAACAGUACACUGUCGUUAAAUUCAUCUGGAUUAACAGUUGUGUUAGAUAGUCCAACAGCUCCUGUACAGGGUACAUCAUAUACCGUCCGAGUUGUAUCACCUUUACCCCCAGAACCUGUAUUACGAUUACCCAGUUCCCAAGGUGAAACCGAUACAGAUGUUGUGAUUGCAACAGCGUCUACAUCACAACGUCGUUUCCGAUUUAUGACAUCAAAUAUGUCCGUGGAGAAUUCAACGGAUAUGUUUCGUCAGCAAAAGUGUUAUUAUAAAUAUAAAAUAUGGCCACGGACUUACAUUCGUAUUUACACGGAUCGUUUAAGUUUAUUAGCAUUACUCGAUCGAAAUUUAUCGUUAUGGGAUACAUUUUUAUCGGUAAUGUUAACAACAUUUGUGGCUAUUUUUGGUGCUAUCUUAUUACAGUUACAUUUUUAUGAAGAUUUAUGUGCAUUUUUAUUUUGUUUUGUAAUCGCCGGAUGUCAAUAUUCAUUAUUAAAAAGUGUUCAACCGGAUGCGGCAUCUCCUACUCACGGUUUUAAUCGUAUUAUGGCAUUCUCACGUCCCGUAUAUUUUUGUUUAUGUUCCGGUACAAUUAUUAUUUUACACUUCGCGAUUUCAAAUCAGUCGGAUGAGAAUAAUCUCCGUAUGUAUGGAUUUGAAUUAUUUAAUAAAAACUUAUUAAUCAUGACAAAAGAUACGUUAUCCACACUCUUGUUAUGUUUUCCAAUUAUAUUUUCACUAGGAUUAUGUCCACAGAUAAAUACGUUUACAAUGUAUACUUUGGAACAGAUUGAUAUGCAUAUUUUUGGUGGAAAUGCAAUGUCAAGUUUAACAGCAGCAUUUUAUUCAGUUUUUCGAUCAAUGAUAACUAUUUUAAUUCUUUACGGUUUUGCAUAUGGUUCAAUGGCUGAAGAAAAAUGUGCCCAACAUAUUUUAUUCUCAAUUUUUUGUGGAUGUUUAAUUCCUAGUGCAUAUCAUUUAAGUCGAUGUGCAAGUGAUCCAUCAAAUAUGUGGAAUAUACUAAAAACACACUUUUGGCCACCCGAUAUACAUCGUGAUACCACACAGUUAACAGCCGGUGCAACAUCCAAGAAGAAAAAUGAUCCGAAAAAGGACGAAGAAACUGAGGAUGUUGUAAAAAAGAAGAAAACAAAUAAUAUACGACGACCGUCUGAUUCAGAAUUAAUUGAUCCGUUGCCACAAAAAUUACAACGGACAGUAAAUUUACGCUUAAAAAAUGAUAUGUUAAUAUGUAGUUUUGUUGGACUGUUGGUGUUUGGUUUACACACUACAAAUGUGUUUAGUGUACUUAAAACAGAAGUUUGUGAUGGAUUUAAAAUAUUUUUAAUUUGUGUGGGGUUAUUGUUGCAUUAUGUGAUACCACAUUUACGUAAACAAUUACCAUGGUUGUGUAUUGCAAGGCCUGUGUUACGUUCGCAUGAAUACGGAUUAUUUGAAGUGCGAACACCAGCAAAAGUUAUGUGGUUUGAAAAAUUUUACGUUUAUUUAUCGUUCAUUGAACGUAACAUCUUAUAUCCAAUAUUAUUUUUAAUAUCAAUGACACAGGAUGCAUUUGUGAUAAAUACAAAAUUUGGACCAUACGGUGCUGCCCUAAUAUUGUGUAUAUGUUCAUUAAAAGUUGUACGUGGUUCCUAUUCAGAUUGUAGUUAUCAAUAUCUAAUAUUAAGUUUUACAAUAUUAUUCUUUCGAUUUGAUUUUGCUGCUACAAGUGAAACAUUUCUUGUUGAUUAUUUUAUAGUGUCUAUAUUAUUUAGUAAAUUUUAUGAACUUUUAUUGAAAUUACAAUUUGUGGUAACAUAUAUUGCACCAUGGCAAAUUACAUGGGGAUCGGCAUUUCAUGCAUUUGCCCAACCAUUUUCAGUACCACAUUCUGCAAUGCUUUUUAUACAAGCUAUAAUUUCAGCAAUAUUAUCAACACCUCUAAAUCCUUUUUUAGGAAGUGCAAUUUUUUUAACUUCAUAUGUACGACCAGUAAAAUUUUGGGAACGUGAUUACAAUACGCGACGCGUUGAUCAUUCCAAUACACGUUUAUCAUCACAUUUAGAACGUAAUCUUGGCGCUGAUGAUAAUAAUUUAAAUUCAAUAUUUUAUGAACACUUAACGCGUUCGUUACAACAUUCGUUAUGUGGUGAUUUAAUGUUAGGUCGUUGGGGUCUUGUUAGUCAAGGCGAUUGUUUUGUAUUAGCAUCGGAUUAUUUGAAUUGUUUAGUACAUAUUAUUGAAAAGGGUAAUGGAUUAGUCACAUUUCAAAUGCGUGGUUUAGAAUUUCGUGGUACAUAUUGUCAACAACGAGAAGUUGAAGCUAUCUCUGAAGGCGUUGAAGAAAAUGAUGGGUGCUGUUGUUGUGAACCAGGCCAUUUGCCACAUAUGUUAAGUGUAAAUGCAGCCUUUAGUCAAAGAUGGUUAGCAUGGGAAGUUACAGCGGGGAAAUAUGUUUUAGAAGGUUAUAGUAUAGCCGAUAAUAGUGCAGCUUCUAUGCUUCAAGUUUUUGAUUUUCGUAAAAUUUUGAUUACAUAUUAUGUAAAGAGUAUUAUAUUCUACGUAACAUUAUCACCAAAAUUAAAUGAAUGGUUAAAAAAUCCAAAUAUAUUGGAUGCGUUAAAUCCAAUGUCAGAGAAAAAUUUUGUCGAUUUAGAUCCAGUAUUUAAUAUAAAUAUAGAUGAAGAUUUUGAUUCGCGUUGUGCAGGUAUUACAAAAGCUAGUUUUUGUAAUGUUUAUCAUGAAUGGAUCGAACAUUGUGCUGGACAUAUGCAAGAAACUGUUGAAAGUGGUCGUGAUUCACCAUUAGUAUUGUUAUGUUUUGCACUUAGUCUUUUAGGACGUCGUACACUGGGAGCUGCAUCUCACAACACAGUUUCAAGUGUGGAAUUUUUCUUAUACGGUUUACAUGCAUUAUUCAAAGGUGAUUUUCGAAUUACAUCAAUUCGUGAUGAAUGGGUAUUCACCGAUAUGGAAUUAUUACGUCAAGUUGUGGCACCAGCUGUACGAAUGUCUUUAAAAUUGCAUCAAGAUCAUUUCCGUGAACCUGAAGAAUACGAAGAACCAUUUACGUUGUAUUUAGCAAUUUAUGAUUAUCACGAAAAUUUAAUAAUUUCACAUGAAGGUGAUCCUGUAUGGCGUAAUGCUGUCCUUAGUGGUAAACGUAGUUUACUUGCACUAAGGCAUGUGCUCGAUGAAGGCACCGACGAAUAUAAAAUAAUAAUGUUAAAUAAACGCUUUUUAAACUUUCGUGUAAUUAAAAUCAAUCGCGAAUGUGUUCGUGGUCUUUGGUCAGGCCAACAACAAGAAUUAGUUUAUUUACGAAAUCGUAAUCCUGAACGUGGUAGCAUACAAAAUGCUAAACAGGCAUUAAGAAAUAUUAUUAAUUCAUCGUGUGAUCAACCGAUUGGAUAUCCAAUUUAUGUUUCACCUUUAACUACAAGCUAUGCGGAAACAAAUGACCAGCUAUGUUCAUUAGUUGGGGGAUCCUUAACUUUAACGGUGAUUAAAAAUACAGUUGUUACUUUAUGGAAUACCUUACGAAGACGUUGUGGCGAAGGUUGUUUAAGUGGAGGAUCUGUUGGUAGAACUAUGGAAGAAGGUGUAUUACAUGAUUAUGUGUUUACUUGUACGCUGCCAGGAAGUUUACAUUCGGCGCCAGGUCAUUCGACUGAAAGUACACGAGCUGGAAGUUUGGGAAGAAAUUCUUUAACCGGAGCUAAUCGAGGAAGUAUGAUAUCAGUAGGUAAACCAACAAAUUCAAAAUUAGCUAAUUUGGCUGGAUUACUGUCUGAAGGUGGAUCAUUCAGUCGUAAAGAACGACGAGAUGAUUUGAGUGUUAGUACAAGUACCGGUUUAGAACAAUCACCAGCAAAUGAUUCAAUCGCGACGGAUCAUCAAAUUACACCUCAUAGAGUUCGUAUAUUGGAUCCAAAUUUGGUUUAUGAUGCAAUUAAUCUUGGACGAAGAAUUGAUGUCACUUGGCCCGAUGAAAAAAUGCGUGCUCAUGGUGGUAGAUCAUACUGGAAAGAUUGGUUGCCUGAAAAGGGAAUGGAAGGAACGGUGGUUCAUCGUUGGAUACCAAAUCAUAAAGAUCCAAAUCGACGAUCGCAUGUAGAUCGAACAAUAAUUUUAAUAAAAAUAGAUGAUAAAUAUGUGCCUAUUGCUGAAAGUGGUGUACAAGAUUUAGGAGCUGAAGUAUAACAUAUUUUGUAUCAAGCCACGGAUCAAAUAGAGGAUACAAAUAAUGAACUAUGUACGUUUAUCUUCUACUAAAACCAAUUAUUGGUUAAUUUUAGA
Chrysoperla carnea is the source of this 7556-nucleotide messenger RNA. It is a transcript of the gene pcx, whose product is annotated as pecanex-like protein 1. Gene Ontology annotation, biological process: endoplasmic reticulum organization. The transcript is spliced from 16 exons. Gene Ontology annotation, cellular component: endoplasmic reticulum; membrane. The record is from RefSeq and is a predicted model, not a curated record. Bases 132 to 7460 code for a protein of 2442 amino acids. Lineage: Eukaryota; Metazoa; Arthropoda; Insecta; Neuroptera; Chrysopidae.